CUUCAACACCUCUCUCUCUCUCUCACACAGCAAGCAUAACGAUCAUGGCUUCGGAUUCUAUCCCUGUGGAACUCAGCCACGAGUUAUUGUCAAGAUUGCCAGCAAAGUCAAUCGCUAGGUUUCAUUGCGUGUCCAAGCAAUGGGCAUCAAUACUUGAUCGGCCACACUUCAAAGAUUUGUUCCCUCCAGACGAUACGUGGUGGAUCUUUCCUCAUCAUGACCGAAAGUUCGCAUGCGGGUAUGCCUCUGGUUUGAUCUAUUUCUCUUGUAUGUCGGUUAAGGAGGGUUACGAUGGAGUGCCUGUAAUUUGUAACCCUAAAACAGGACGAUAUGAGAUCUUACCUUAUAUCAGAAGGUACAGAAAGUCGUAUAGUUUUUUUGGGUUUGAUCCUGUUGAAAAGCAAUACAAGGUAUUGCACAUAGCUUAUCCAUGUGGUCCUAAUGAUCACAGAAUUAUGACACUGGGAACUCAAGGAAUGAGGUGGAGAAAGAUCCAUUGUUCUUUAAGACUUGAGAAUCUGAGUGAAGGGGUAUGCAUUAAUGGGGUUUUGUAUUACUUAGGUGACACGUCUGAGUGUAAGAAAAAGAUUAGGGAGAAGUCUAGUUUUGCAAUAGCAUGCUUUGAUAUUCGGUCUGAGAAGUUCAAGUUUCUUUAUCCGGAGAGCUUUUGUGAAUUGGUAAACUAUAAUGGUAAGUUAGGUGUUAUUUACUAUGAUGAUUUCACUGAUGAUGCUGUUGCGUUGCGUGUGUGGGUUCUAGAGGAUGUAGAGAAACAAAAAUGGUCGAAAUAUUCCUACACUCUGAGGGGUGAUAAACUCUUCCCGCAUUAUGCUUCAGUGGUUGGAGUGAUUUCUACUGGUGAAAUUGUGUUGUCGAUGGCUGAUUAUACGUCCAAACAACCGUUUUAUAUUUACUACUUCAAUCCUGAACGGAACACCAUUCGACGUGUUGAAAUCCAAGGUUUCGGAGAAUACCACGAAGCUUCCAAAAACCCUAGUAGAGUCUACGUCUUUUUAGACGACUGUAGUAGAUUCUACCCUUCUGCACACCAUGCUGAGGAUCUUAAUGUUAAGGAUCCAAAGCUACUAAACUCAAGCAUCUAUGCUCCAUAUGUGUAUAAAGGAGAAGAUGAAGAAGUAGAAGAAGAAGAAGACGAUGAUGAUGAAAAUGGUUUUAGUCAAUUUUAUGGUAAAAAGAGGAAGAAUAAACCAGAUGAAAGCAGGAGUAGAAAAGGAAGAAAGCAGGAGGGGAACUAAAAGAAGAAGAAAAAGAAGAAAGUAGGAGGAGAAAACAGAGACAAUCAUUGGAGUUAGGUGAAAGCAAUAUGGGCAUGUCAUUUUGUGCUUUUAUGUAUGCGUUGAUGCUUUUGAGUUAUGUACCCUCUUUAUAACUAUUUUAAUAAACCAAGUUUUCUUUUAAGAUUCCAUCUCUUCUCAGUUUCUAAAUGCAAUAGCAUCCUCUGGGCGGUAAUGAAUACAAAACAGUGCGUGGAGAGUUUAUAUGUGACAAAUAAUUAUAUUUUGAUGCUGUCUUAAACAGAAAAAAACGUGUAUAUAUUGAUAAGUAAAUCGGUUACUCCUGCAUGUUCACUCUUAUCCUGUUGUGGAUGUUCAAGGGUCAGAGCAAAAACA
Brassica oleracea var. oleracea is the source of this 1631-nucleotide messenger RNA. Its product is annotated as F-box protein At1g47340-like. Gene Ontology annotation, molecular function: protein binding. The record is from RefSeq and is a predicted model, not a curated record. NCBI's taxonomy places the organism in Eukaryota, Viridiplantae, Streptophyta, Magnoliopsida, Brassicales, Brassicaceae.